Molecule: messenger RNA, 604 nt
Organism: Dufourea novaeangliae
Lineage: Eukaryota; Metazoa; Arthropoda; Insecta; Hymenoptera; Halictidae
Gene: EMC5
Product: membrane magnesium transporter 1
Exons: 3
Coding region: 50-379 (109 amino acids)
Cellular component (GO): early endosome; plasma membrane; Golgi apparatus
Source: RefSeq, a predicted model, not a curated record
GAUGGUAAACUUUAUCCUUAUAAGAAUCUGAAAAGUGUCAGCAAUUACGAUGCCUGCGACAACUCUGCAUAAACUUAUAACGGUCGUCGGUUUAAUGUCAAUAUUACAUGCUGCUUAUUCGGCUGCACAGCACCGUUCAUACUUACGAAUAACGGAGCAAGAAUUUAUCACUUUACCAAUUGAUAUUUUGAUACAAGGGAUUGCCAGCUUAUUUAUGGUUAUGUACGGAGUUAUGUAUAUCGCCGGUGAUUUCAAAGAGAUUCGAGCAGUAGUUGACUUGGAAAAUAAGUCUUGGGAAACUUUGCGAAACCUCCCGUCGUUUCAGGUGUUCACUCAUCGUGGCAGAUAUUUAUUUCCACCUACUAAACUUUAUACUUAAGUCAGGUUUUAGAAGAUUGGAACCUUUUAGAAAAAAAGGUCCUUAACGAAACUAAAAAACGUUGCGUAAAAUAUAAUGUACAAAUGAAAGGGAAUCACAGUGACUAAUACGACUUGAAAUUUAAAUCAUGUAUUUAAAUAUAUCCGUAAAUAUACACAUACUUUUUAUGAACACUGCUGUAAAGUAUAAAUAAAAAAAAAUUUGACAUAUUCAUUCCAUUUUUUA